GAAAAUAUUAUAACGAAGACCUCAAACGUUCUAUAGACCACCGGCAAUAUGAUCUAUCUACAGAGUUGCUGCUGCUGCGUAGAUCUACGCAUCGGUACCAUUGUCAUUGGAAUUCUGCAUAUUAUAGCGGAUAUCCUAGGAGGUACCUUUGUUGCAUUAUUCGGGGAGUCUGGUAUUCCCGAUUUGGGUCACACUCUAUUCAUUAUCUUCAUGAUGCUGCACAUACUGAGCUGCGUAUUCCUGAUCAUCGGCUGCUUUCGAUUAAAGAGCAGCUGGAUGCUCUUUUAUAUAAUAAUGACUAUGAUUAUGACCCUGGCUAUGAUCAUACUGAUAAUAUCCGACGUUAUACUCGUCAUUUGGUACUGGGUAAUGGUCACCUAUGCCUUAAUGUUCUUUUUAUGCCUAUAUUUCUGGCUGGUGGCCUACUCCUUUUACGCCGCCCUUGGAGGAGCUCUGUUCAUCUGAUCUAAUACCAUAUAAAUCUUGUAUUAAAUUGUACCGUGCUGAUGGCAAUAAAAUCUUCUGUUCCUUGACAA
This is a messenger RNA of Drosophila takahashii, 536 nucleotides long. RefSeq lists its product as uncharacterized. NCBI's taxonomy places the organism in Eukaryota, Metazoa, Arthropoda, Insecta, Diptera, Drosophilidae. The record is from RefSeq and is a predicted model, not a curated record.